Varanus komodoensis (Komodo dragon) is the source of this 1563-nucleotide messenger RNA. RefSeq names its product ankyrin repeat domain 42 (gene ANKRD42). Lineage: Eukaryota; Metazoa; Chordata; Lepidosauria; Squamata; Varanidae. The record is from RefSeq and is a predicted model, not a curated record. Gene Ontology annotation, molecular function: protein binding. Bases 1 to 1563 code for a protein of 520 amino acids. The transcript has 12 exons.
AUGCCUGCGGCGGACGCCCCCAACGCUGCAAAGAAGAAGAAAUUCAAGAGCGUGCACGAGGCUGUCAGAGCUGGGAACGUGGAAGAACUCAGCAAGAUGGUGGCGUGUGGCGCCAGCAUGAAUGAGGCGGAUCCCGUCCAUAAGUUUACACCCUUGCACUGGGCAGCACAUUCUGGAAGCCUGGAGUGCCUUCAGUGGCUGCUCUGGCAUGGAGCUGACCCGACGGCAGUGACCAUGAGAGGCUGGACCGUGGCUCAUCUGGCUGCCAUCAAAGGCCAGGACGCAUGCAUGCAGGCCCUUCAUCUUAACAGUGUGAACCUGGGAAUUCAGGACGAACGGGGGUGUACCCCAGCACACCUGGCAGCGACCCAUGGACAGUCAUACACCUUGCAAACCAUCCUUCGGAGUGGGGUGGACGUGAACGUUUCCGAUAAGAACGAUUGGAAGCCCAUUCACAAUGCAGCUUUCCACGGCCGGCUGGGCUGUUUGCAGCUUCUUGUUAGAUGGGGAGCUACACUAGAUGACGUGGAUAACAAUGGCAACCUUCCAGUUCAUCUGGCGGCCAUGGAGGGCCACCUGCACUGCUUUAAGUACUUAGUGGACAAGAUGCCCACCUUGGUCCAUGCCCUGAAAGCCAGAAAUGACCACGGGGAGACCCCGCAGGACCUGGCGCAGAGGUUCUACAAGGACAGCGUUGCUGAAUACAUCGAGAGCCUGCAAAAGGAGAAGGGGCAGCCGCAAACGGAAGAAGAUCUAACGUUUCCAGGUCAUGAUGCUGCUUUCAGAGGGGACCUGGAGACAUUAAGAACAUUACUGGAAAACAGAGUCAUCAAUAUUAACGAACGGGAUGAUAGAGGCUCCACUCUCUUGCACAGAGCUGCUGGACAAGGUCAUUUACAUGUCCUAGAGUGGCUGAUCAACAGGGAAGCAAACUGCAACAUUGCCAAUGAAGCUGGAGAGACACCAAAGGACGUUGCAAAGAGGUUUGCCCAACUGGCUGCUGUGGAAUAUUUAAGGAGCAAGAUGGGAAACGACUCUGAUGAGGAAAUUGACAUACAGGACCCACAGUUCUUUGAAAAGCACGGUGUGGAAGGAAGCACGGACUGCAAGGCCGACUUGCAUCUAGAGAACGAGGACAAAACAGACAGUCGUGAAAGGGCCUACCGGAAGAUGGAAGAGCUGCAGAAGCUCCUGGAAAUUGCCACCAGCAAUUUCAAGCAGCUUGGGGGAAUAACCCCGGAAGAAAGGAGAGCCAAAAUUGAAGAGCGGCAGCUGGUCAGGACUGUCGGUGAGCUGCAGGUACAGCUUGAGUAUGAGCGGCUGCGGCGGGAGAAGCUGGAGGCCGAGGUGGACGAGUACCGGGAGGAGAUCCAGAGACUCAAGGAGCAGCAGGAGGGUGCCCAGCUCCCCACAGCCGCCCUCCCCAUGGAGACCGCCGAUACUGACCUCGGUCGAGUGGCUUCUGAUUCUAGUAAACUGAGCUCCGACUUGGGCAAAGAGAAAAAGAAAUGGAAGAAAAGGCCCCUUCUCAGUCCUGGCGGAGUGUUUGUGAGACGAUACUAA